UUGGCAGCUCAGAUUUCAGUGCUCGAAACCGAGCGCGAUGGACCAGACAGACGUGCCCAAGCUGGACGCGGCGGAGCUGCGGUCGCUGGGCGCAGCCUUGAGCGUAAAGGAGCUCAAGAAGCAGCUGCAGGAGCUGCAGGUGGACCUGCGCGGAUGUGUGGAGAAAUCCGAGCUGGUAGAUGCCUUCGCGAAGCGCCUUGAAGACGAGAAGACGAGAAGGUCGCUCCUCAGUUAUUGCAGGAUAUGUUGCGACUGGCGAUUGGAGGAUGACAUCUGGCCGCUCACGUGUGGUCAUAUCGUAUGCGUGCAGUGUCUGAGUGUUCACUUGGAAUCUCAGAUGGAGACGAUGAGGUCGUCCCUGAAGUACCACCUGCCCUGUCCUUAUGCCCCGGCCUGCACUCACGAGAUCCGGUUUCAGGACGCGGCCGCCAUGUCCGAUGCCCUGCGCCGACUCUGGGCCGACCUGCAGAAGCGCGAGCGCCUGCUGCGGGAGGCGAAGUACCAGGUCCUGGAGUGCCCCAAAGCUGGGUGUGUGGGAGUGGCCUACCUGGAGAAAGGCAGGCGCACAGCGAUGUGCUUUAUCUGCGAGCAUACCUGGGAAGCAGAUGCCGGUGGCCAGGACCAGGAGUGGCAGAAGCCGGGCUUCAGUCGCCACGUGCGGCGCUGCCCGAAGUGCCAGGCGCCCAUCGAGAAGAACGGCGGCUGCAACCACAUGAAGUGCACCCAAUGUGGCCGUGACUUUGAUUGGGCGGCGAGCCAAGCUGCCGACUCCAGCGCGUCCAAUUCAGCGGGAGCGGAGGAUGAAUUCUCUCUGCCCCAGGGCUUUGAGGGCCUUGGGGAGGCGGUCCGAGGCUUCUCACAGUUCACCGCUGCCUUUACUGGUGAGGCCAAGGGGGUGUGCGCAACGGUAAUGGUAGGUCGAACCUGGGACAAGGAAUAA
This is a messenger RNA of Effrenium voratum, 940 nucleotides long. Lineage: Eukaryota; Dinophyceae; Suessiales; Symbiodiniaceae. The record is from the annotation of a GenBank genome assembly.